Messenger RNA from Actinia tenebrosa (Australian red waratah sea anemone), 667 nucleotides. RefSeq lists its product as uncharacterized. Gene Ontology annotation, cellular component: mitochondrial inner membrane; mitochondrion; MICOS complex. Lineage: Eukaryota; Metazoa; Cnidaria; Anthozoa; Actiniaria; Actiniidae. The record is from RefSeq and is a predicted model, not a curated record.
GUGGGCGUAGCUCAGUUAAAAAAAACAUGGCGCCGAUCAGAAAGAGUGAAGAAGAAGUUGGAAGAAUUUGGGAUCGAUGCUUUGUUGAUACCACGAUAAAAGCUGCUAGUGGUGCUAUUGUUGGAAGCUUAUUUUCGCUUUUAUUUUUUAAAAGAAAAUCAUGGCCUGUUGCCCUAGGUCUGGGUGUGGGCAUAGGUGCAGGGUAUACUAACUGUAGACAUCAGUUUUGGUGGAGAAGGUACUAUCCAUACCCUCCAGCACAAGGUUUUAAGUACAGACCACCAUUCUGGAGAGCACCACCACACUCAAGGAAAGAUAAUGCACCAGAAAAGUCAAAGGAAGCUCCACCCCCAGCUGAUGUAGCACCAGAACCAGUAGCAACUGAAAAAACAGAAAUCAAACCAAGUGAUUCUUAGAGAGCUUGUUAGUAUUUAAAAUAAGCAUGGAAAUGAUGUCAUGAACAAUAAUUAUGAUUGACAGCAGUAUGUCACCACUGAUAAGCUUCAGUAACAUCAUUACAUGCUUCAGAAGGAUAUUAAUAAUUUUGGUUGACCGGUGAUAAAGUCAGACAAACCAAACCAAAGGUUAUUAUGUUUCAUUAUAAUAGAGUAAUUGUCUGAACUGUGUAAAGCAAAUAAAAGGUUAUUCUUGCUAGAAUCAUUGUAAA